AGAGACUUCUUUCAAAAUAUGAGCACAGAGCCACGAGUCAAUGGCCGCCUACUUGAUUUCUUCUCUUCUUCUCUUCUUCUCCAUUGGCGUUUAUUACCCUCCCAGUCCAGUGGCCUUUUAACGCACCCAUUUCUUCUCCCGGCAAAUCAAAGCAAACCCCAAAUACAAAAAUGGCAGAUAUUCGAAUUCCUCCUCUGAUUUCUCUCAUACCAACAACUCUGUUUCUACUUUCUUCUCUGGCUAUGGCCGUCGAUUUCUUGAUACCUCCUCAAAACCUCACCAAUGGCGCCACGUUGGUCUCGGAGAAGUCGAUUUUCGAACUGGGUUUCUUCCGCCCUGGAAAUUCCACCGGAUUUUAUCUAGGGAUUUGGUACAAAAUCAUCCCGACUCACACAAUCGUCUGGGUCGCCAACAGAGAGAGCCCCAUCAACGAUUCUUCGGCGGUUUUGAAGAUAAACUCCACAGCCAGUUCUCUCGCUCUGACCCAGAACGGCGUCGUUGUCUGGUCAUCGAAGCCGUUGAGGGCAGUGGAGAAUCCCAAGCUCCAGCUCUUGGACAAUGGAAAUCUGGUUCUGAAAGACGCGGAUUCAGGGGAGAUUUCGUGGCAGAGCUUCGAUUACCCGACGGACACGUUACUCCCCGGAAUGAAACUGGGGUGGGAUUUCAGAACAGGGAUCCACCGGUGGCUAUCGUCGUGGAGAAACUCCAACGACCCAUCUCCGGGGAAUUUCACGUUGGAAAUGAUGAAAACCGCGUACCCAGAACCGGUGAUGUGGAACGGGUCGAAGGAGUUCAUGAGGAGCGGGCCGUGGAACGGCCUUCAAUUCAGCGCGAAACCCACAUCGGCUCUCCCGAUUUUGGUUUACCACUACGAGAAUUCCAAAAACGAGCUCUCUUACAGCUACAACCUCAUAAACUCGUCGCUAAUCGGGAGAAUGGUGAUGAACGAGACCAAAUCUCGGAGGGAGGUUCUGUUGUGGUCGGAAUCGGAGAAGAAUUGGAAGCUGUACGCGACGAUGCCGAGGGAUUACUGCGACACGUACGGCCUCUGUGGCGCGUUUGGGAGCUGCGAUAUUGAGGAAACGCCGGCCUGCCAAUGUCUGAAAGGGUUUCGGCCGAGGGUUCAGGAGAAGUGGAAUCUGAUGGAUUAUACUGAAGGGUGCGUUCGAAAUCGGCCGCUGAAUUGCUCUGAUGAAACUGGGUUCGCCAUCUUUCCGGGGCUGAAAUUGCCGGAUACCAAACUUUCUUGGGUCAAUGAGAGUAUGAGCUUGACUGAGUGCAGAGAGAAAUGUAUGAGGAACUGUUCUUGUGUGGCUUUUGCGAAUACUGAUAUUAGGGGAUCGGGAAGUGGCUGUGCGAUUUGGAUUGGUGAGCUUAUUGAUAUUAAAGUGGUUCACAGAGGGGGGCAGGAUUUGUAUGUUAGAAUGCUGGCUUCUGAAUUGGAGACUAAGAAGACGAGUUCGGUUGUCGUCGGGGUUAUCAUCGGAGCGGCAGUUCUUGCGAUCGCGGGGCUGGUUUUGGUUGGGUUCUACCUUAUCAGGAGCAGGAGAAGAAGCUUGGAAGGAACAGGCAAGGACCUUGAAGGGCAGGAUGAGGACUUGGAGCUCCCAUUGUUCGACUUAACAACCAUAUCGAGUGCCACGGACAAUUUUUCGAACUCGAACAAGCUCGGAGAAGGCGGGUUCGGCGCAGUCUUUCGGGGUAGGCUUGUAGAUGGACAAGAGAUUGCAGUGAAGAGGCUUUCUAGCUAUUCGAGACAAGGAACAGAGGAGUUCAAGAAUGAAGUGAUACUGAUAGCCAAACUUCAGCAUCGAAAUCUUGUGAAGCUUUUAGGUUGCUGCAUCCAAGGGGAGGAGAAGAUGUUGAUUUAUGAGUACAUGCCUAAUAAGAGCUUGGACUCCUUCAUAUUUGAUUCGGGUAGAAAGAAACUCUUAGAUUGGAAGAAACGAUUCAAUAUCAUAUGCGGAGUAGCGAGAGGAAUUCUUUAUCUUCAUCAAGAUUCAAGAUUGAGGAUCAUACAUAGGGAUCUGAAAGCAAGCAACGUGUUGCUUGAUAUUGACAUGAACCCGAAAAUCUCGGAUUUUGGAAUGGCUAGAACUUUUGGGGGCGAUCAGACAGAAGGAAAUACUAGAAGAGUGGUUGGAACAUAUGGGUACAUGGCACCAGAAUAUGCGAUCGAUGGACAAUUUUCAAUAAAAUCCGAUGUCUUUAGUUUCGGUAUUUUAUUGUUGGAGAUCAUAAGUGGCGAGAAGAAUAGAGGAUUCUUUCGUCCCAACUCUACUCUCAACCUUAUUGGACAUGCAUGGAAUUUAUGGAACGAAGGCAAACCACUGGAGUUGAUUGACGCAAGCAUUGGAGAGUCGUAUGCUCUAUCUGAAGUGUUGCGGUGCAUCCAUGUGAGCCUUUUGUGCUUGCAGCAACAUCCCGAGGCUAGACCGACCAUGUCGAAUGUGGUUCUAAUGCUCAGCAGUGAGAGCACCUUGGCGCAGCCCAAACAACCAGGAUUCUACAUGGAAAGAGAUUCUCUUGAACCAGAUUCUCAUUCGGGUAAGAAUGAAUCUUCUACCACCAACGAAUUAACUAUUACCCUCCUCGAUGCUAGAUAAGUAUCUACUUUUUACAUGUUGUAAUACUCUCUUAAUACUUUGAAUUUUUCUUAACAAUAAUACUUCAAUGUUGACAUCCCAUCACUAUUAUUACAUUUUUUUACUAGUUGGAGAGAGAAA
Momordica charantia (bitter melon) is the source of this 2726-nucleotide messenger RNA. Its product is annotated as G-type lectin S-receptor-like serine/threonine-protein kinase At4g27290. Gene Ontology annotation, molecular function: protein serine/threonine kinase activity; ATP binding. Gene Ontology annotation, cellular component: plasma membrane. Lineage: Eukaryota; Viridiplantae; Streptophyta; Magnoliopsida; Cucurbitales; Cucurbitaceae. The record is from RefSeq and is a predicted model, not a curated record. Gene Ontology annotation, biological process: recognition of pollen; protein phosphorylation.